AUGGCUAUCCAGCCUCAACUCGGAGGCAAAAGCAGCCAGUGUGGCUGGAUCACGGAAUACCUGGAAGGGAUAAGAGCUUUUGAUGAAUCCUCUGGGAAAAAGAUAUUUGAUGUAAUUUAUCCACGGAAACGACAUGUUCUACAUAAGAGAGAUGUAGAGGAACACCAGGGACCCAUAAAGCAGGAGAAGUAUGAAGAUCGGGUGCAGUAUGAGAUCGAUUUGAAGGGAAAGACUGUGAUCCUUCAUUUGGAAAAAAACAGGGAUUUCCUGUCCCCAGAUUAUGUGGAAGUCCAUUACUCAACCACGGGUGAGGCAGUCACGACAAGUCCUCAGAUCAUGGAAAAUUGCUAUUACCAGGGACAUGUGCUAAAUGAAGAGAUGUUUACAGCCACUGUGAGCACCUGCCAGGGUCUAAGGGGAUUCUUUAUACAUCAGGAAAAAGAUUACUUCAUUGAGCCAUGGGGGCCAAGAGAGCAAGAAGAACAAGAACAUGCCCUGUACACAUAUGAAACGCAGGAACAGAACCUUCCUGAGACAUCCUGUGGAGUAGACAUGGUGGAAGAGGAAGAACCAUUCAUGGAGAGGACUGUGAGGAUAGGCAACAAUGCCAUGAAACAAGAAGACAUAAAUCAAAAGAAAUAUAUCGAAUACUAUUUGGUCCUGGAUAAUAAAGUGUUCCGAAAGUAUAAUCGAAGCCCAGAGCAAAUCAGGCAGAGGGUUUUUGAUAUGGUCAACUUUGUCAACAUGCUGUACAAAAAGCUCAAUGUCCAUGUGGCCUUGGUGGGGAUGGAAAUAUGGACAAAUGGAAAUAAGAUAAAAAUAAACCCCAAUGCCAAUGUGACCCUGGAGAAUUUUUCAAACUGGAGAGGAAAUAUUCUCCCCAAAAUGAAACACCAUGAUGUUGCACAAUUAAUUACGGGUAUAGACCUCACUGGACCUACAGUGGGCUUGGCAUAUAUGUCAACAAUGUGCUCUCCAUACCGUUCUGUUGGCAUCGUACAGGAGAGAUGCCAUCUGCAGGAUCUGAGAAAUCCUUGGCAGGGUGGGAUACAUUUUUAUAUACCCAAGGACUUUAGUUCCUGUAGUCGUGAGAGCUUUGAGAAAUUCUUGAGAAGAGCAUCACCAGACUGCCUGAAGAAUAUCCCUUUACCUGAAGAUAUAAUAUCAACCCCAAUCUGUGGGAAUCUGAUAGUAGAAUUAGGAGAAGAAUGUGAUUGUGGAUCCUCAGAGGAAUGUACCAAUGUUUGCUGUGAUGCUGUGACAUGCAAAAUCAAACCAAAUUUUAAGUGUGCAUUUGGAGAAUGCUGUGAAAAAUGCCAGAUUAAAAAGGCUGGUACGCUGUGUAGGCCAGUGAAAGAUGAAUGUGACCUUCCAGAAAUGUGUGAUGGCAAGUCUGGGAGCUGUCCUGAGGACAGAUUCCGAGUCAAUGGAUUUCCCUGCAAAAAUGGUCAAGGUUACUGUCUGAUUGGGAAGUGCCCAACACUGCAGGACCAGUGUGUUAGUCUUUGGGGAAAAGGGGCUCAAGCUGCUGAAAAGUCAUGCUUCAACGUAAACAAUGGUGGUUCAACUUAUGGCUAUUGUCGAAAGGUGGAUGACACAUACAUUCCCUGUAAAGCAGGGAGUUCCAUGUGUGGCAAAUUAUAUUGCUAUGGCGGAUCAGAUGUUUUGCCCUGGAAGGGAAAGAUUAUGUCUUUCCUGACCUGCAAAACGUUCUCAUCAGAAGACAACAACCAAGAAAUUUCCAUGGUGGCUAAUGGAACCAAAUGUGGAAACAACAGUGUAUGCAUUAAUGGAGAGUGUAAAGACAUUGAGAGUGCCUACAAGUCAACAAAUUGUUCCUUAAAAUGCAAAGGACAUGCGGUCUGUGACCAUGAGCUUCAGUGUCAAUGUGAAGAAGGAUGGCUACCUCCUAACUGUGACAACUCCGUUGUUGUCAUCCAUCUUUCCAUUGUGAUGGGUGUGCUGGUUGCACUCUCCAUUGUAGUUCUCAUUGCUGUAAUUAUCCUCCGGCAUCAAAGCACAGCUAAGAGGAAAAAAGUUCAGAGCCAGUCCUGCCCCACUUCAGGCUCCAAACCAAGGCAAUGGACACCAAUGAGAAGACAACAGAAUGUACAAAGUACACCUUCCCAUGAGAUGGGUCCAAUGAGUCCACCUAUGUCUACACCUCCAACAGAAAAUAAUAAACCGCCUCUUUCUCUUCUAAUUACAAAGCAAAAUUUUCCACCAGCUCUGAUUCCUACAACUAGAUCGUCAUUUGUUCACCCAGGCACUCAUCCCCAAGUAUGA
Gracilinanus agilis (Agile Gracile Mouse Opossum) is the source of this 2286-nucleotide messenger RNA. RefSeq names its product ADAM metallopeptidase domain 28 (gene ADAM28). NCBI's taxonomy places the organism in Eukaryota, Metazoa, Chordata, Mammalia, Didelphimorphia, Didelphidae. The record is from RefSeq and is a predicted model, not a curated record. Gene Ontology annotation, biological process: proteolysis. Gene Ontology annotation, cellular component: plasma membrane. The transcript is spliced from 23 exons. Bases 1 to 2286 code for a protein of 761 amino acids. Gene Ontology annotation, molecular function: metalloendopeptidase activity.